Molecule: messenger RNA, 2162 nt
Organism: Gossypium raimondii (Peruvian cotton)
Lineage: Eukaryota; Viridiplantae; Streptophyta; Magnoliopsida; Malvales; Malvaceae
Product: leucine-rich repeat receptor-like serine/threonine-protein kinase At2g14510
Exons: 9
Coding region: 274-1836 (520 amino acids)
Molecular function (GO): protein binding
Source: RefSeq, a predicted model, not a curated record
CAAAAUCAAAACAGCGUCGAAUCCAUGAAACCCAAAUCUUCACUUAGAAGAGAUCCUUUAUCUUACCAUUCCACUGAAUUUUGAUUUCAUCUUCUCUAACUCCAACUAUGCGCUAUUCCGUUUCUUGCACGACUCACCCUUGACCUACACUUGACUCGUUCAACAGCCGGUCUGAGUCUGUUUAAGACUCACUCUUCACUCGGAUAACCCAUAACUAAUCAAACCUUACCCACCGAUUCCUUUAAUUUUCCCCUCCCUCUUUUCAUCUCCGCCAUGUCUACUCCUUCCUUUCUACUCUCACUUUCCUUCCUUUUCCUCUCCUUUCUCUCCAUUUCUCUCUCCCAACAACCACCCAAAGGAUAUUUGAUUGAUUGUGGCGCCACUUCCAAAACCGCCAUCGACGACCGAGAAUGGCUUCCCGACGAGGAUUUCAUCUCCACCGGUUCAUCAAAGAACCUAACGGUUCCCCGUCUCAUUCCCACUUUCUCCACCGUCCGAUCGUUUCCUCUUCAAAACAAUCUUCGCCGUAAGUUCUGCUACACGGCGCGCGUUUACAAAGGUGCGAGAUACCUAAUCAGGACGGCUUACUACUACGGGGGAGUCAACGGCGUGAAUUUUCCUUCGCCUCCCGUUUUCGAUCAGAUAGUGGACGGCACGUUUUGGAGAGUGGUAAAUACGACGGAAGACUAUCGGAAGGGCUCGACGUCGUCCUACGAAGCUGUGUUUGAAGCUAAAGGGACUACCAUGAGCGUUUGUAUUGCUUCGAAUACGUAUACGGAGUCCGACCCGUUUAUUUCAAGUUUGGAGAUGCUUCUUUUGGGGGAUUCGCUUUAUAAUACUACAAAUUUUGAUUCUUAUGCUUUGAGUUUAGUUGCGAGGCACAGUUUUGGACAUAAUCGAUCCGUUAUUAGUUACCCUGAUGAUCUCUUUGAUCGAUAUUGGGAGCCAUAUGCAGAAAAUGUUUCUGUUAUAGCAAGCAAUAACACUCCAUCUGUUUCUGGGUUCUGGAAUAUACCCCCUUCAAAAAUAUUUGAAAGCGCACUUUCAACAGAUCAGUUGGAACCCCUGGAGUUGAGAUGGCCACCUUUGUCACUUCCGAACUCAACUUACUACAUUGCUUUGUAUUUUGCGGAUCAUCGUGAUUCAAUGCUUUCAGGCUCAAGAGUGCUUCACAUACACAUAAAUGAAGUAAGGUAUAUUAGCAAUUUGGAAGUGACUUCAGCAGGAGCUGCGGUCUUCGCAACCAGAUGGCCACUUGAAGGUCAAACAAAGAUUACUUUGAGUUCCGCUGCCAAUUCGAAUGCUAGUCCUUUAAUCAAUGCCGGGGAGAUUUUUGAUAUACUUCGCCUAGGAGGAAGAACUCAUACUAGGGAUGUUAUAGCUUUAAAUGCAAUGAAAAGCAGUUUGCGGAACCCUCCACUUGAUUGGAAUGGUGAUCCUUGCCUGCCCCUUAAUUACACAUGGACUGGAAUUACAUGUUUUGAGGGUGAACGAAUUCGUGUGGUUACUUUGAACUUGACUAGUAUGGGUCUUUCAGGAUCAUUGUCUUCAAGCAUUGCUAAUUUAACUGCACUGACUGGCAUUUGGCUCGGUAAUAACAGUUUAUCAGGAACAAUACCUAAUCUCAGUUCUUUAAGGCUACUAGAAGUGUUGCAUUUGGAAGAUAAUCAGUUCAAUGGAGAUAUUCCCUCAUCACUUGGAGAAGUGAGAAGCUUGCGUGAACUAUUCUUACAAAACAAUAAUCUGACUGGGCGAAUACCGGAUAGUCUUGUAGGAAAACCUGGACUGGACUUGAGGACUUCCGGAAAUCAGUUUUUAUCCCCGUCACCUUCUUAAGUAGAUUGUACAUGCGUUCAGAGGUAACAUCACACGAUUGCAAUGAUCAAAAUACUCGAUUUCACUGAAUUCUGUAUCAAAAAGGUAUCAUCUUGGUCUGAAAUUUUGGUGGAAGUUCCACCAUUGUUGUCUGUUUGAUUGCAAAGUUGUCUACUAUUCUGCAUGUUGGAGCAUCCUCAGUUUUAAUUAUACUAGAAAUAGUUGUCCAUGUUCAGCUAGUCUGUUCUUUAUUUACUCAAAUACGAAAUCAUAUCUGUAAAUCAUAGCCAUAUACUUCAUUAUAUUCUUUACAAUAUAAAUUUUAAUGGGUUCAUGAUUUUGUAUCA